GUUCGUGCGUCCCUUCUUCUCUUUUCUCCUUCUUUCUUUUUUUCUUUCUUUUUCUUUCUCCUUUUCCAUCUUCCUCAUCUCUCCUCCGUUCCUCCUAUCUCCGCCGGCUCCAUCAACAUGGAUAAUGUACUGAUCCUUUUUCCGACGCCCAAGGAGAUCGAGACCGCCGACAAGGUCCCCCAUUUCGUCGACACCUUCUACAACCUCGUCACGGACAUUUACGAGUGGGGUUGGGGCCAAUCCUUCCACUUCUCCACCUCCAUCCAGGGGAAAUCCCAUCGCGAUCUGCUCGGAGUUGAAGGCCGGCGACCGAAUCCUGGACGCCGGCUGCGGCGUGGGGGGUCCGAUGCGUUCCAUUGCUGCCCGUCCUGGACGCCGGUUUCCCCUCUUUCUUCAAUUUCCCCUUGUUCUUCUUCCCCGUCUCCAUCCCCGUCCACCGUCCCUGCCGACGAACGCAUGUUUCAGUCCACCGCCGAUUGCAAGUACAUUCACAUGUUCAAGAGCAUGAUAUUAUGAUAAUAGGAUUGUUCACAAGAAAGAACUGGAAAGGGUUAAAUGAGGGAGAUGGGCUAGCUGUUUUAGAGGCAUUUCUUAGGCAGGAUAUGGGGGAGACAAAGGAGGGUGGAUUGGUGUGGGUGUGGGUCAAUGUGUCUUGGAUUUUUGUGGCUGUUUAUUUAGCCUAGUUGAGGGACACAAUGGGGGGUUUUUGACAGGUUAUUUUCGGCCAGUAUAUGGGGGUAAGGGAGUGCUUAUUUAGGCUAUUAUUAGGAGUGGUUUUGGCCUUAAGGGUGUAAAUUUAAUGGAAGGACAAUUGUGGGGUUCAAAGGGUGUGGUGGUGUGUUGGGUUGUGAGGUAUAUUUGGCCAGGG
Molecule: messenger RNA, 868 nt
Organism: Cuscuta campestris
Lineage: Eukaryota; Viridiplantae; Streptophyta; Magnoliopsida; Solanales; Convolvulaceae
Source: the annotation of a GenBank genome assembly